Molecule: messenger RNA, 5421 nt
Organism: Phytophthora infestans T30-4
Lineage: Eukaryota; Oomycota; Peronosporomycetes; Peronosporales; Peronosporaceae
Product: ATP-binding Cassette (ABC) Superfamily
Exons: 2
Coding region: 1-5421 (1806 amino acids)
Biological process (GO): lipid transport; transmembrane transport
Cellular component (GO): intracellular membrane-bounded organelle; membrane
Molecular function (GO): lipid carrier activity; ABC-type transporter activity; ATP hydrolysis activity
Source: RefSeq, a predicted model, not a curated record
AUGGCCGACGCCGGGUCCUCCGACGAUGCCGAAAGCGCGACGCUAACGGCGCUCUCCGAUUGCGUAACGACUGUCCUGGAGAAUGACAUCGCGUACGGCCUGUGCGUGACCAAUUCGGGGCUCUUCGACUUGCUGCCGGAUAAUUUCCAGGACCGCAACUCCUCAUCUUUCUCCUCCGCCGGAUCUUCCGACGAUGAUGACGAUUUCAGCGGGGACUCGGUGUGCCGCAUCAUGUGCUCCGAGCAAACGUCAUCGGCUUCAGCCUCCUGCUGUGCGGCUGCCGCGUCACUUCGAGCCUGCAAUACUUCGUCCCAGGCAGUGACAACUUGCAAGCAGCUGUUUGACGACGUUUUCACUUACCAGAAUGAAUGCGACGGCGGCAUCUCGUCUGCCAAUACAAUUCUCAUCACCGUCGUGGCAAUUGUAGCAGUUGCAGUUGCAGCAAUCGCGAUUUUUGCAAGAUGUUACAAACAGAUAAAGAGCAACUUCGCUGCAAAAGUUGCCGCCACGUGGGCGCAAGUGACGAACCUGGUCUGGAAAAACAUGAUACUGCGUCGACGGCGCCCCGUGAGCUUACUCAUGGAGCUCUUCCUGCCAGUCUUGCUCUCCACGGCGCUGCUGUUGCUGGCAAACCUGGACAACUUUGCCGACGGCUGGAGAUCCCAGUGGUUCACGUCCGAAGCGGCGCAACUCGACGCCAACUCGACGCUCAUUUGUAGCGACCUGGUAGUCUGGGGGCUCGAGGCAAUCGGCGGACCGUCGUCCACCAUGACGUCCUUCUACACUGGCGGCCAGUCGGUGCUGGGGCUCUUCUUCCUAGUCAGUUAUAUCAAAUUUGUGUCCACUACAACGACGACGAUGGUCAUGGAGAAGGAAAACCGCCUUCGAGAAGUCAUGAAGAUCAUGGGCUUGUCCGACGCCACUUUGCUCUUGUCUUGGUGUCUAACCACCGCCGUACUGGCCACUCCACUGGCCUUUACCAUUGCCGCCGUGCUCAAAUACGGCAACGUGUUCCCUACCGCCGAGUACGCGACGCUCGUGUUCCUCUUCUGGGCUCUCAGUGUAGCCAUCACAGCGUUCGCGUACUUUGUGGCGCCCUUCUUCAACAAAUCCCGGACGGCGGCCAUCGCGUCGGUUCUUCUGUGGCUCAUCCUCUUCUUCCCCUACUUCGCGGUGCAGUCCGCCGACACCAACGCGCCUCGAUACUGGGCCGCUCUCUCGCCUCCCACAGCAUUCGCGCUGGCUGUCGACGAGCUCCUACGUCGAGCUCAACUUGGCACGGGGUUCGCCUACUCGGUGGGUCUUCGGGAAGAGCCCAUCACAGUCCCAAGCGCGUUCCGGAUGAGUCUCUUCCUUCUCCUCGACUCGGUCAUCCUUGUGGCCUUGGGAUGGUAUCUGGAGCAGGUUUUACCGCAGCAAUUCGGCGUGCGGAAACCGUGGCACUUUUUGCUUACGAAAAGCUACUGGGUUGACAAGAUGGGCCAGUCCGAAGACGACGAGAUGGCUACAUGCUCCGAAAAUUACGCCACACCAAUCCUGUCGCCGCAAGCUGGCGGGGUGUACACGCAACUGACCGACCAGAAUGUAGCCAAACCGAGUGUGAACGCCUACGUCGAGCCGGUGAAUGCAACUCUAGCGAUGCAAGAGCGCAACGGCACGUGUCUCCAGAUCCGAGGAUUGCGCAAGGUUUUCCCUUCAGAGGAAGACGGCGAGGAGCGAGUUGCCGUUGCAGGACUCGACUUGGCCAUGUACAGUGGCCAGAUCACAGCUCUCUUGGGCCACAACGGCGCCGGCAAGACGACAAUCAUCUCGAUGCUCACGGGUCUCAUCCCGCCCAGCGCGGGAGACGCCACGUUGUACGGCUGCUCCAUCAGGCGCGACUUCCACGACCUUCGACGCGUGAUCGGCAUUUGCCCGCAACACGACGUGCUGUUCCAGGAUCUGACAGUUGAAGAGCAUUUGUUGCUGUUCGGCACGAUGAAGCAGAUACCGCGCAAGCAACUGCAACUCAAUGUGGACAAAAUGAUCGAAAGCGUAGGAUUGACCGAGAUUCGCCACGCGCUGGCCAAGACGCUCUCGGGCGGCCAGAAGCGCAAACUCAGUGUCGCGUUGGCCUUCCUCGGCGGCAGCAAACUCGUAUUCCUGGACGAGCCGACGUCGGGGAUGGACCCGUACUCUCGACGGUUCACGUGGAAUCUACUGCAGCAGAGUCGCGAGGACCGCGUCAUUGUGUUGACCACGCACUUCAUGGAUGAAGCUGACAUUCUGGGCGACCGUAUCGCCAUUCUGGCCGACGGCCAACUGCGCUGUGCUGGCUCCUCCUUGUUCCUCAAGAAUCGCUUCGGUGCCGGGUACAACUUGACUCUGAUCAAGACGGCGGACGGCUCGUGUGACCCACAGCAAGUGGAGCUUUUCCUCAAGAGAUUCGUCCCUGGAGUCAAGUGCUUGAGCAGCUCUGGCUCGGAGCUGGCGUUCCAACUUCCCGCCGCUUCUUCCGACGCGUUUCCUUCCAUGUUGGAGCAGCUGGACGCGGAGACGUCCACGCUUGGAGUGCAGCAGUAUGGCAUCUCGGUCACCACUUUGGAGGAGGUUUUCUUGCGUAUUUCCCAAGACCACGAAGAAGAAGAAGCAGAGCAGCGCAAACCCAAAGCGGUGUCGCCAGUGAACGUGCAGGCAACAGCGCCACCGAUCACGGAGCCGUCAAUGUGGACGCAGUACUGGGCGCUGACGAGGAAACGCUUCCAGAUCGCCAAGCGGGACAAGAAGACGCUGGCGUACUCGGUGGGGAUCCCGCUCGUCUUCUUGAUCAUCUUGGCUGUUCUACCGGAGAUCCAAGUGGCCGAUUUCGUCCCCAACUACGCGUCCAACCUGCCCACAGAGACGCAGCAAAGUCAGUGCGCUGCGUCCAGCAACUUGUCGAGUCUGAUAGAUCCGAACUUCAACGUGACGGCGUGUGUCAGCUCCCGGGGCUUCGACUACUGCACUCUGGGAGUCGUCGACUGCGACGUCAGCGCGUGCUGCAACGCCGCCAACGUCGCGUCUCCGUGGUAUCCGUGCAACACGUGCGGCUCGACUGCGUGUUUCAACAACAAUUGUCUGGAGAAGACCAACGCCAAGCUGCAGGUGACGCUCAACGGCUUCUUAGUGGCGCUAGUCGUCAUGCUCGCCUUUGCCUUCAUCCCAGCAGCGAUCGUCGCGUUCGUCGUACGAGAGAAAGACCCGAUCCAGAACGCCAAGAGUCUGCAGCUCAUCAGCGGCGCCAACAUCUCGGCCUACUGGAUGGCCAGCUGGACGCACGACCUGCUCGUCACGAUCGUCCCCAUCGUCGCGUCUGCGAUCGUCAUCCCGCUGUCCAUGACGCCAAGUGGCGCCGACAAGGCCAGCGCCAGCGACGUGUUUGCCAUUAUCGCGCUGGUUGUUGCUCACGUGUGGGCGAUCGUCCCUCUGGCCUACCUCUUCUCGAGACGCUACGUCAAACACGCCGUGGCGCAGACGGCCUUGCUCGUGUUCGCUUUGGGCACCGGCGGCCUGCUGAGCAUCUUCUCGUUCCUCUGUCGCAUCGUCAACUUCUCGCUCGCUGGCUCGUUGACGCUCUCGUCUCUGGAUCGCAACUACCUGCGCUGGGUCUUCAUGAUCUUCCCGGGCUACACACUGAACAGCGGCAUCUUCGAGCUGGCCACGCGCAAAGUGAGUCGUCGAGCGCUCUUCGGUUCCGGCCGCUGGACGUCCACGUCUCCGUCUUUCUUCGGGCUCUUCGAAGGCCUGGGCAAGGACGAGUGUGUCGAGUGCUGGGACCGCAUCGGCCCGUCGUGUUGCGUCCGACAGCCGUUCGACUUGGAGAUCGUCGGGGCGCCGCUACUGUACACGCUGGCGGAGGCGUUGCUGCUGUCUGUGCUGGUGUUUGUACUCGAGAAUCGCUCGGUUAAGUGGAAGCAGACAGCGACGAAGUCUGCGCAUAGCUCCGUGGCCAUGGAGACGGAGGAGGAAGAGGAAGAAGAGGACGACGACGUGCAGUGGGAACGUCAUCGAGUGGAGCAACACGAGCCGGCGCCGAACGACCUCGUGUUUAUCCGCAACUUACGACAGCAAUACGCGGGCAAACCACGGGCCAAAGUUGCGCUAAAGGACUUGUGUCUGUCGAUCCCGAGUGGCGAGUGCUUCGGCUACUUGGGCAUCAACGGAGCUGGCAAGUCGACGACGAUGGCUGUGCUCACAGGCCAAUUGGCGCCUACGCACGGCUACGUGACGCUGAGCGGCUUCGACUUGGCCACCAGCUCGGCUGCGGCGCGGAAACGCAUGGGCUACUGUCCGCAGUUCGACGCUCUCCACGACCUGCUGACGGUCAAGGAGCAGCUCGAGUUGUACGCUCGGAUCAAAGGCAUCCCCGACGCUUUCGUGGACGUGGCAGUGGACGAGCAGAUCCAGGCGCUCGGACUCGCCAAGUAUCGACACAAACUGACGCAAGGACUCAGCGGUGGCAACAAGCGGAAGGUGUCGACGGCCAUUGCGCUGCUCGGACGCCCUCGUGUCGUGUUCCUGGACGAGCCGUCGACUGGUGUGGACCCGAGUUCGAGACGUAAGAUGUGGGACGUCAUUGCGCGUGUGAGCUCGUCCGACGCGUGUGUGGUGCUCACGACGCACAGUAUGGAAGAGUGCGAGGCCUUGUGCUCUCGCGUGGGGAUUCUCGUGAGUGGGCGACUCAAAUGUCUCGGCAGUGUGGAGCACCUCAAGCAGAAGUUCGGUCGAGGGUUCACAGUGGAGAUCACGCUACGAGCCUCCGACACGGACACGGACGAGCUCAAACGUGUGCUGGAACAAGCUCGAGCGUUCCUGUCAGCGGAGCGAAGUCUUUCACUGCGACGUGGUCGAACCAGUCGACAGAGUUCGAGUAGCCUCCAAGUCGCCACUGCGGAGAAGAUCACGAAGGCUAACGUUCAAGAGCUGUGCACUGCGCUGGGGGCUUCUGAACGGGGUUCUCGCAUCCUCACCCACUCGGGCACUGGCUGGUUACUCGGCAGUCAACUGGAGGCUCAGGGGGCGAUCUCCGUCGACACUUUGAGCUCGUGGUGGGUCUCUGAGACCCACGGCGAGAGACUGCAGAGCUUCUUCCAGACCAACUUCCCGGGCAGUAUCCUCGCAGAGCAACAAGGCGAACACUUUCGGUUCCAAGUGCCCAAGCAUCGUCCUGACAGCGAUGCGGUGCUGCGUCCGGCUGGAAUCUUCCGUGCGCUGGAGCAAACUCGCGCCCAUCUCAACGUGGACGAGUACAGCGUGAGCGAAACUGCGUUAGAGCAUAUUUUCAACAACAUGGCAGCUCAGCAGGACGAGGAGAAGGGGGUAGCACACGCAUUUAAUAGUACUGGGAGGACAACCAACAAUUUUAUUACGUUGGCGGUGUGGGCAAUUGCGUCCACAGACUGA